Molecule: messenger RNA, 5451 nt
Organism: Chaetomium strumarium
Lineage: Eukaryota; Fungi; Ascomycota; Sordariomycetes; Sordariales; Chaetomiaceae
Product: copper-exporting ATPase-like protein
Exons: 7
Coding region: 1-5451 (1816 amino acids)
Biological process (GO): copper ion homeostasis; monoatomic cation transport
Cellular component (GO): membrane
Molecular function (GO): zinc ion binding; ATP binding; ATP hydrolysis activity
Source: RefSeq, a predicted model, not a curated record
AUGGCACCCGCCCACCGCCGGCCCGUAGCGGCCAGGCCACCCGACACCAUCUCAACCUCGUUCCUCUUGGCCAACCUUCACUGUCCUACCUGCGUCUUGGCUAUAAAGAGCGCCCUUCAGGAAUCCUGCGGCGAACAUAUCAACUGGGUCUCCCCCAAUGUGGUCACUUCCGUGGUGACGGUCGAGCACGCCCCAGCAGCAUCUCUCCAGCAAAUGCGCAUGGCCCUUGAGGAGAGCGGCUUCGAGGUAUGCGCAAUCUAUACGUCUGCCGGCGACGUAUCUGACGUAGACGUGGACCUGGAAGCCGGUGGGAGCCAGGGGAACGGCGAGAGCAGCAGUCACAGCAGGCAUCACCCAGUGUCCGCACUCAGCCGCUGGUUCAUGCCGUCCGGGUCACCGGCGCCUCAAGCACAGAAGGUUCGAGCCCACCUCGAAAACUGCGAACAGUGCCGGAGCACCAUGGGGUCAGUGUUGGACGUGAAGCGGGUUCUGGAGGACAGAUCCGCCCAUGUCAGCCUGGCGUCGAGCAACAGUCCCAACCCGCAGAUAGGCGGGGAAUCGAAGCCGUUCGUCGUGGCCGAAAACACUGAAGAUGCCUCAGUCCAGCCGCUUUGGAGAGCCACGCUCGCCGUCGGUGGCAUGACGUGCUCCGCAUGUUCGAACAUGAUCGCAGAGGGCCUGACGAGGCACGACUGGAUCUCCAGUGUCACAGUCAACCUGCUCGGCAACAGCGUCACGGUAGACCUGAAGGACGGGAACAAGGCCGACGAGCUCGUCCAAGCCAUCGAGGAUCUCGGGUAUGAAGCAACCUUGGACUCGGUCGCCGAGCUCAGCCAGGGGAGGCGCAAGGGCGCGAGCAGCUCCGACACCUGGCGGGCAACGUUGGCCAUCGGCGGAAUGACGUGCGCGUCCUGCGCCAACGGAAUCACGAGGGAGAUGAAGAAAAAGGGUUGGGUUAAGGAUAUCACGGUCAAUAUGCUCACCAACAGCGCCACAGUCGACUUCGACGGUCGGGAUAACGCCGACAAGCUGGUGCAGGAGAUCGAGGAUCUUGGGUACGACGCAGCCCUUGAUGCCGUGGUCAGCCUGGCUCAAGAGGCUUCGGAGGAGCACGAGCGGACGGUCGAAAUAAAGAUCGACGGCCUAUACUGCGAGCAUUGCCCGGACCGAGUCACCCAGAGUCUCGCGGGUUUCAGGCGGCAGUUGGAGGUCAUCACCCAACCGACCCGCCAAAGGCCCAUCAUGAAGAUCUCGUACGUCCCUGACGCGCCGUCCUUCACCAUCAGGAGGAUCCUGGCAGCCAUCGAGGCAAGCGACCCCGGCUUCACCGCCUCGAUCUACCACCCUCCGAGUCUCGAGGAGCGGUCCAAGCAGAUCCAGCGCAGACACCGGAUGCAGAUCCUCGCGCGCGUCAUCUUCACCGGCAUCGUCUGCAUCCCCACCUUCACCAUCGGCAUCGUCUACAUGAGUCUGCUGCCGGACAGUGAGUCGAAGCACUUCAUCAUGGCGCCAUGGACAUCAGGCAUCAGCCGGGCGCAGAUCGCUUUGUUUGUCAUGGCCACGCCGGUCUACUUCUUCGCCGCCGACCUGUUCCACCGCCGCGCCGUCAAGGAGAUAAGAACCAUCUGGCGUCCGGCGAGUAGAGUUCCUUUUCUCCAGCGGUUCUACCGCUUCGGCAGCAUGAACACGCUCAUGUCGCUCGGCACCACCAUCGCGUACGUCUCCUCGGUCAGCCAGAUGAUUGCUGCUGCGGCGCACCGGCCGGACGAGAUCAACGACUCCAACUUCUACUUCGACUCGGUGGUGUUUCUGACUUUCUUCCUGCUGCUGGGGAGACUGAUCGAGAGCUACAGCAAGGCGAAGACUGGCGACGCCGUGGAGUCGCUAGGGAAGCUGCGGCCGACGACGGCGGUCCUGAUAGAAGGAUACGGCUCUGAGAAGGAGGCGGAUGUCGUCACAAAGGCGGACCUGCUCGACUUUGGCGACGUCGUGCGCGUCACACACGGCGCUUCGCCCCCGGCUGAUGGCACGGUUGUCCACGGUGAAAGCAGCUUCGAUGAGUCUAGCCUGACAGGCGAGUCACGGCCGGUGAAGAAGGCGCCUGGCGGCGAGGUGUUCUCGGGCACGGUCAACAAGGGUGCCUCUGUUCUGGUGAAGAUAACCGGUGCGGCUGGUUCGUCGCUUCUGGACCAGAUCGUCAACGUCGUCCGCGAGGGUCAGACGAAGCGAGCUCCAAUCGAGCAGGUUGCCGAUCUGUUGACGUCCUACUUUGUCCCUGUCGUCACCCUCAUCGCUGUCCUCACCUGGAUUAUCUGGCUCUCCCUCGGGCUAGGCGGCCGCAUCCCGGGCCACUAUCUGGACGUCGCCUCCGGUGGCUGGGUCGCAUUUUCGCUGCAAUUCGCGAUCGCAGUUUUCGUCGUGGCAUGUCCCUGUGGCCUCGCUCUCGCAGCCCCGACCGCCAUCUUCGUGGGCAGCGGCCUCGCAGCGAAGCACGGCAUUCUAGCCAAGGGCGGCGGUGAGGCCUUCGAAAAGGCCAGUCGGAUCGACUGUGUUGUGUUCGACAAAACGGGGACCUUGACCAUGGGCGGAGAGCCAGAAAUCACCGACUCGGAGGUUUUCCCAGAAGACGCGGCCCAAAGAGACUCCCUCGUGGCAGCCUUGAAAGCAGUCGAAGAGAACAGCAGCCACCCAAUUGCCAAAGCCAUCGUCUCCUUCUGCAGCGCGCAAACCUCCUCCAAGGCCACCAUCGACAACCUCCAAGAAGUGCCCGGAAAAGGCAUGAAAGCCGUCUACCAUGGAAUCACACCCUCCUCGUCAUUCGAGCUCGCCGUCGGCAACGAGUCCUUCAUGGCCGACUUCUCUGUUGCCAUCCCGCCAGAGACCAACCAGACCCUUCAGCGCUGGAAAGGCGAAGCCAAAUCCGUUGCCCUGGUCGCCACGAAGCCCCUGCAAGUCUCCGCCACAUGGACCCUGGCAGCAGUGCUCUCCAUCUCCGAUCCGAUCCGCCCAGAAGCACCGGGCAUCGUCCGUGCCCUCCAGUCCCGCGGCACCCGCGUCUGGAUGCUCUCCGGCGACAACCCGACCACAGCGGCGGCCGUCGCCUCACAACUGGGCAUCCCCGCAGACCAGGUCAUCGCCGGCGUCCUGCCGACGGGCAAGGCUGAGAAGAUCAAGUAUCUCCAGUCCACCGUCCGAGCACGCACUGGCCGCGGAGGGAAUCAAGAGGCUGCGACGAGGAGGGCGAUGGUGGCGAUGGUGGGCGACGGUAUCAACGACAGCCCCGCGCUGGCGACGGCCGACGUCGGCAUCGCGAUCGGCAGCGGCGCCGACGUGGCCAUCAGCACGGCCGACUUCGUGCUGGUCAAGAGCGACCUGCGGGCCGUGGUGGAUCUGCACGACCUGUCACAGGUCGUGCUGCGGAGGAUCAAGCUCAACUUCGGCUGGGCCGUGGUGUACAACUGCCUGGCGCUGCCUGUCGCGGCAGGCGCGCUCUAUCCCAUCACCGAUCAGCAUGGGAAUCAUGUCCGGCUCGAUCCUGUGUGGGCUAGCCUGGCCAUGGCGCUGAGCAGUAUUAGUGUGGUGCUGAGCUCGCUUGCGUUGAAGGUGAAUUUGGGGAUCCAAGAGACCGAGCGAGAGAAUGGAAGGGGUUUGAUCUGGUUCGCGAUACAGUAUGUCAACAGGGUCUGCGAUAUAAAAGCAGGACUGUUUGUUUCAAACGCCAUCAAGCUGAAGCCGAUCAGUCUUGAAGAACAUCGAACUGCGGCGCAAUUCCUAGUCAUCAUGAAUUCCACUGUCAAGCGCAAGUUCAACGUGCUCCUCCAAGGCAUCGGCAACCGAACGCCGACCGACCGAGAAAGCAGCCUCGCCGAACCCGCAUCUUCCCCAGCUUCGCAGCUCUCCUCCCACUAUCCGCCGGCAACAAUGACAAGCGAUGACACCCUCGACAGCUUCAAGAAGCGCCGGGUCGGCGGGCCGGUCUCGACACCCUCAAAAUACGGCAUGCUACAGGGAAGCCCAAUGCGAUCGUCGCCAGCUAGCAUACGUACCGUACCGCCGACGACUUCCGUCUCGAACAUUUCUCUUCGGAAAUGGACGCCCGGGUCCGGCAGUCCUGCGGCAGACGGAAAGGAGGGCCUUCCACCACCGCCAAAGUACUGCCCAGGUGAUCGCGACCAGCUUCUCAGGCGGCUGGCGACUUUCCAGGAGAUAACCGAUUGGGCGCCCAAACCGGACCGGGUCAACGAGGUGGAGUGGGCAAGGCGCGGCUGGGUGUGCCAGGGCAAGGAGCGCGUGAAGUGCACGCUCUGUGGACGGGAGCUGGUCGUCAAGGUGAACCGGAAAGAGGUGGACGGCAGGGAGAUCGCGGUGCUGAUUGCAUCGGAGAUUGCUGAGUCGGUGGUGAGCAAAUACGUCGAGCUAAUUGUUGAGGCGCAUGCGGAGGACUGUCUAUGGCGGAAGAAGGGGUGUGAAGAAUCGCUCCUUCGUCUGCCUCUUCCCAACCCCAAACUCGCCCUCCAAGGCCUGCGGCAACGCUACGACGAGCUCUGCGAACGCGCUGCGUUUUUGCCAUACGAGUUCAACCUCCGGCUCCCACCGACACUAGACCUGGAUACGGUCAUCUGCGAUCUCCCGCCUACUUUCUUCACCGACCCGCCCCCACCGCCAGACAAAGCCAACCCACCGAAUCCCUCCUCAACCUCCGCGUCCUCUCCACCACCGAUCAACCGUCCGGCCCUCGCACUCGCCCUGCUAGGCUGGCAAUCACUCACCCAUCCGACGCUCGGUAACCCCGUACCGAACAGCGCCUCCUGCCACACCUGCCUGCGUCGCCUAGGGCUAUGGAUGUUCAAAUCGCGCGAGAUCGACCCGGCAACCAACGAGGUCCUUGUACCCGCGCCUAUGGACCACCUUGACCCGCUACGCGAGCACCGCUUCUUUUGUCCGUGGAAGAACGCGGUGGCGCAGCGUAACCCGGGCCUCGCGAGGCCCCUUGCUAAGGGGGAGAGGGAACUGCCUGCGUGGGAGGUGCUUGUUCAGGGGUUGAGGAAUGAAGCGCUCAUUCGGGAGAGGGUGGACGGGGGGAGUACUAAGAGGAAGAAGAACAACGAUGCGGCGGCUGGGCAUGGGAGGAGUAAGAGUAGCGGUGUUGUCCCUGCGACGACCGGUGAGCCGAAGACGCCCGAGCGUGCGCGGCCUACCACGGUGGCGGGGGCGCCGAGGAUAAUGGUUGGAGAUGCGGAAGAAGAAGAGGGAAGGGGUGGUGAUGGGCUCCAGGAGGAAAAGGUGGACGACGAGGAGGCUAGGAAGAAGAAGGACAUGGAUAUGAUGUCGCGGCUGAGGAGGGUCAAGAGCUUGUUCAACACCAAGGCAGGGGCAUCAGAGAAGGACGGACUCAAAUACCAAGCGGUUUUCCUCGCAACCAAACAAAGCGCUGCUGCAAGCCCGACAUGA